AUGGAUCGAUCUCCUCCUCUAUUAGAACUUCACACAACUACGAAAAAGCUGCCACCGUCGGAAGGGAUGGAAAACAAAGUCACCGUCGUGUUUGAAACCGUUAUUGACUAUAUCCAUAAUGAUCCGGUCACCGGAAGCCAAACAUUAAUCGGAUCCAGUCCCGACCAUUCACUCUUCUUUGCCAUCAACUUUAGCACCGCUAGCACCUGUCCCAGUCACAUCAGUGAUCUCAUCAUACGUUGCCUCUUGAAUUAUUAUCCUUCGACAAUAGAAAGCUUAACCACGCGCAUCGGUGGGAAUGCUUGGACAUGGGGUAGCUUAGCCUGCCGUAUAGCUUCUGCUGGACUUCGCUUAGGUUUCGGCUUUGAAAUAAACCUGCUUUUGACUACAACACACCAAAGAAUACUCUCGGUUGGGUCGUCUCCUUCUCUUCUUCGGAAGUUGGUUUUUAAAGGAAGAAUCGAUGUAGAGGAGCUGGAGAUACUGAAGAUGGGAAAAGAACCGUGUUCCAUCUGUUUGGAAGAUCUCUCGUGUGGUGGUGGACCUGGUGGUGUUCCAACGCGCAUGCCAUGUUCGCAUGUUUUUCACAUCCGUUGUCUCUUGAAGUGGUUCAGCCGCAAAAGUACUUGUCCCAUGUGCCGGGGACUUGUGUUGUCCCAUAUGACGAAGAAGCAACAUAGGGAGGGACAAUAUGAGGUUUUUAAUUAA
Messenger RNA from Brassica napus (rape), 708 nucleotides. Its product is annotated as RING-H2 finger protein ATL78-like. The record is from RefSeq and is a predicted model, not a curated record. The transcript has a single exon. Bases 1 to 708 code for a protein of 235 amino acids. Gene Ontology annotation, molecular function: ubiquitin protein ligase activity; zinc ion binding. NCBI's taxonomy places the organism in Eukaryota, Viridiplantae, Streptophyta, Magnoliopsida, Brassicales, Brassicaceae. Gene Ontology annotation, cellular component: endomembrane system.